Fopius arisanus is the source of this 1993-nucleotide messenger RNA. RefSeq lists its product as uncharacterized. The record is from RefSeq and is a predicted model, not a curated record. The coding region runs from base 139 to 1347 and encodes 402 amino acids. NCBI's taxonomy places the organism in Eukaryota, Metazoa, Arthropoda, Insecta, Hymenoptera, Braconidae. The transcript has 4 exons.
AUGCUACGCAGGGCCAGUUUGAGAACGCGAUCCUAAACUCUAACAUCCGGCAUUUAUUUCGAAUUCUCAAACAGUUGAUCUUGUCGUCGCUAAACAAUUAUUACUUGAGUAUAACAUUUUUGAAGGCAAACUCACAAUAUGAAGAUUGUUCUGUUACUUCUUGUCACGACGUGUCUCGUUGCAGCGCAAAGGAUAACGACGAUUCAACUGGAUGGAGUUCAGUACUUUGUGUCACGAAUGAAUCCAUACAGUCCCGAAUUGAAUUACUUUCUGGCAUACCAGUAUUGUCGUUCAUUAGGUCUACAAUUGGCGUCAUUUGAAACGAAAGAGAAGGCUGAUACGAUGACACAGUAUCUGAAGAAUGCAGGAUAUGCAAAAUUUGAUUUUUGGACAUCGGGAAACAAAUUGGGAACUGAUAUGUUUCUAUGGAUGAGUACCGGUUUACCGUUCAAUGCAACAUUUGAUUAUAUGGUAGGACGUUCGAGCAGACCAGCCGAUGUUCCACCGGGGACUGAACCCCAAAGGGUGGCACGCGAAAGUGGCGACAGUGGUAGUGCAGACGGUUGCGUAGCAAUGAAAGCACCGACACUGGCAUGGGACGGUCAAGAUUGUACCCUCAUCAAAGAUUUUAUCUGUGAGCAGACGAGAUGCUAUUAUUACAAUUAUGGGAGCAUAUCGGUUUCGGCAACUCAGGGGAACCGUAAGCCUUACGCAACAACGACAACCUUACCGGAAACUGACCGAGAUAAAGCAGAUAGGCUGGACACGUCUUCUACAAACGAUAGAAUUACUGAAAGGGAAUCAAAUCAGGAGCCUGAAAAUACCGAGGUGUCAUUAGAGACAUCGGCAAUCCCAGAAAAUCCCGUAGUUGGUAGACUUAUGAGUUCCUUGACUUCGUUGUCCCCAAAAAAAGAAGAAUUUUCAUCAGGUGAAAAAAUUACAAGACCGGAAGAGAUCCCAAACAUAACGAGCAUUUUUACAAAAGGUCCGGGUGUUCAAACCCGCAUUGAGACUCUCUUUGACGGUCUAGAGACCCAUGAAAUUCGCUCCCUCCAACGGAAAAACCAGCAGAAUCAAGAAAAAAUUUCUGAACAUCACGAAUCAUCUGAUUACGAAAACGGUGAGACUGAAUUACCGGAUAAUGAUCUGGAGGAUGCUAAAACCAUUGGUCCCUAUGAUAGUAGCCAAGAUUAUGCCAACGAUCAACCGGAGACUUCUAUAAGUCAUGAUAAUUCUAAAGGGCCAGAAGAAGACACAAGUACUAUUUUACCGGAUGCCGAACCAGCCUAUAGGUAUAACAUUAAAGUUCGCAGUAACGGCAAAGUAUUAGACCCUCCGUCCAAGUAAUACAGUUUUUAAAAUCAUUUACGAGUUAUUAUUUAGGCGUAUUUUAUCAAAUCAUCUCAAGUGUAUGCAACUUACAAAAUUGAAAAAAAUUGUUAUGCUAGCUGUUUCUAGAAUUUUCCUGAUCGAUUCGAUGUUUGCAGCAAUAUUCUUAAAAUAGUUUGAUAUAAGAUAUAGUUAGUCAACAAUUCGUCGAAAUUAUAACUACAUAAAUGUAUUAACGCACACUAAUGUCAUAGAAUUCAGGAUUUUGAUGGAGCAAAAUCUGGUGAAAUUAUUCUUUUAAAACAUUUGAAUCAAAGUCAACGAUCUAAGAAUGAUCAUUACACGACACUCUCGUAUCUAAUUUCGCAUCGAAAAGUUUUCUUUUAUCAUUAAUUACGAAUACGAGUGCAUGACUUAAUGUUUAAUGAGACAGUUAUUACACUCAUAUAUACAAACAGAGGGACAAAAGAGAUUUAAAAGUAUUUUGAAUUCCCUCAUAUUGUAACGUUUUGGUUAUCCAUUCGUAUUCUCCUCAUAAUUAAGAAUGUAUUGUAAGAUUAAUGCGGUUAUAUUCAAUGAGUAAUCUGAAAUCCCCUACCAGUGUGGAAUUCAUUAUUAAAGAAUUAUUCACGAGUGAUUAAUAAAAACAAUUUUUAAUAUCGUA